GAGCGGGCGGGGCGCCAUUGCUGGUAGGGACGUGGCUGUGGGGAGCCGUGUCUGCCGGCUGACUGAUCGACUGUAAGCAGCGCCGCCGCGAUGCCCGGGCCGAGCCCCAGCGCUACCAACGUCGGUACGUCCGGCCGCUCCCCCAGCAAGGCCGUGGCUCCCCGUGCCGCCGGCUCCACCGUCCGGCAGAGGAAGAACGCCAGCUGUGGGACGAGGAGUGCGGGCCGUGCCACGUCCACAGGCACUGGUGGGAUGUGGCGGUUCUACACUGAGGACUCCCCAGGGCUCAAAGUUGGGCCUGUUCCAGUUUUGGUCAUGAGUCUCCUUUUUAUUGCUUCUGUAUUUAUGCUGCACAUCUGGGGUAAAUACACUCGUUCAUAGACUCAGCUGCCAACUUAAAGCAUACAUCUUGGACCAAAAAUAUGGUGGAUCCUGGUUGUUCUUGGAGAGAGACUGGAGAAGCUUCCUGUCACCUAUUGAAGUCCUACCAACUUUGGCUGUAAUACAGAAUGAGCUUCUCAGUUUUCUAUGUGGGCAGGUUUUAAAGUCUGUAAUGGGUCAUUGCAUCUGUACGUUUAGAAUACAGGUAUUGCAAUAAAAUUUGUAUAUGGAAAUUGAAA
Molecule: messenger RNA, 620 nt
Organism: Gallus gallus (chicken)
Lineage: Eukaryota; Metazoa; Chordata; Aves; Galliformes; Phasianidae
Gene: SEC61B
Product: Sec61 translocon beta subunit
Exons: 4
Coding region: 91-381 (96 amino acids)
Biological process (GO): intracellular protein transport
Cellular component (GO): Sec61 translocon complex
Source: RefSeq, marked validated